AUGCUCUUCUCGACUCUCAUCUCGCUGCCUGUGCUCGCAGCCACCGUCUCUGCGCUGGGCUCAAACUACACUGUCCCACCAGACUUCAAUCCCGGCUCCGUCUCUGCCGACGAGAAGGCUACCUGGUGUGAUGGUGAAGCCAACACCUGUAGCGACGUCUGUGGAUCGUACAAGAUCAACAGAUGCGACCCUAAAACCCUCGAGUACUCUUGCGAAUGCCAGAACGGCACCAUCCCCCAGAUGGACCUCUACAUCAACUCUCUGCCGUGGUUCAUCUGCCAGGCCACCUUCGGCCAGUGCAUCAAGGCCCACCCGGACGAUGCUGACGGCCAGCAGGGCUGCAAGGACGCCCAGGACAAGUGCGGUAAACUGAACGCUACUGCUUCCACCGGCGGCGACUCCCAGACCACCUCCUCCUCCGGCAGCGAGCCCACCGCCUCUUCCACCAGCGGGCCCUCCGCUACUCAUACCGGUGGCAGCUCUGCUCCUUCCCACACCGGUGCCGCGGCUGUCAUGAUGGCCAAGGACUACUCUCUCGGUGUCCUUGCAACCGUCGUCUUGGGUGUCUUUGGCCUCAUGCUGUAG
Messenger RNA from Arthroderma uncinatum, 585 nucleotides. RefSeq lists its product as uncharacterized. The transcript is spliced from 3 exons. Lineage: Eukaryota; Fungi; Ascomycota; Eurotiomycetes; Onygenales; Arthrodermataceae. The record is from RefSeq and is a predicted model, not a curated record. Bases 1 to 585 code for a protein of 194 amino acids.